Messenger RNA from Peromyscus maniculatus bairdii (prairie deer mouse), 4072 nucleotides. The record is from RefSeq and is a predicted model, not a curated record. Lineage: Eukaryota; Metazoa; Chordata; Mammalia; Rodentia; Cricetidae.
CUCAGGUCAGGCUAUGAGGACCCCUAUCAGAGAUACCACACUCCAACACCAAGGGAAGAGUAUGCUUAUGGAAAUUAUUACUACCGUGGACAUCCACAGCUGCUGCAAGAAGAAAGAGCGGCAAGGCAAGGGAGCCCUUAUAUCUGGAAUGAAGAUUAUGGAGAUCAAAAGUACUUCAAUGAGCGUCAUCGUGAAAAGUGCAAUAGUCCCCUUGGAACAAGUAGUGAGACCCAAUUCCAAUCUACCAGCAAGAAUCCGUAUGAAGACAGUCUUGCUUCUAUCUCUGGACAGGAGCCGCCUGGGGAGUUCUUUCCAGAGAGUGAGGCCCAGAAACAGCAGCCAUCACUGGUCGGCAGGUCCAACCUUCUCCAACAGCAUGAGUCUGGCCUCAGCUCUAGCAGCUAUGAACUCAGUCAGUACAUGACAGAUGUCCCCGAGCCGUAUGAACCUAUGGUAUCAGCAACUUGGAGACCUGUUCAGGCUGAUGAUGCCUUGGCGACUGUUCCCAAGGCACCCACGAAGUUUUAUGUUCCCCACGUGUCUGUGAGUUUUGGGCCAGGAGGCCAGCUAGUGUGUGUGUCCCCCAACUCUCCUGCUGAUGGACAAACGGCCCUUGUUGAAGUGCACAGCAUGGAGGUUAUCCUUAAUGAUUCUGAGGAUCAAGAGGAGAUGAGAGGUUUCCCAGGACCGCUCAUCAGGGAGGACAUCCACAAGGUGGAUAUCAUGACGUUCUGCCAGCAGAAAGCGGCUCAGUGUCUCAAGUCUGAGACACCAGGGAGCCGGGACUCAGCCCUACUCUGGCAACUGCUGGUUCUCCUUUGUCGACAGAACGGGUCCAUGGUGGGGUCUGACAUUGCUGAGCUGCUGAUGCAGGACUGUAGGAAGCUGGAGAAGUACAAGAGGCAGCCCCCAGUGGCCAACCUCAUCAACCUGACGGAUGAGGACUGGCCGGUGGUGAACUCCGGGACUCGCAACCUGCUCACUGGGGAGAUUCCCCCCAGCGUGGAGACGCCUGCGCAGAUCGUGGAGAAAUUCACCAAGCUACUCUACUAUGGAAGGAAGAAGGAGGCUUUGGAAUGGGCUAUGAAGAACCACUUGUGGGGCCAUGCUUUGUUCCUAGCCAGUAAGAUGGACCCAAGGACCUACAAUUGGGUCAUGAGUGGCUUCACCAGUACGCUGGCACUCAACGACCCCCUGCAGACCCUCUUCCAGCUCAUGUCGGGAAGGAUUCCACAAGCAGCCACGUGUUGUGGAGACAAGCUGUGGGGAGACUGGCGGCCCCACUUGGCCGUGAUCCUGUCAAAUCAGGCUGGGGACACAGAGCUGUACCAGCGAGCGAUUGUCAGCAUGGGGGACACCCUGGCUGGGAAGGGGCUUGUCGAGGCGGCCCACUUCUGCUAUAUCAUGGCUCCCGUGCCCUUUGGCCACUACACCUCGAAGACAGACCAUCUGGCCUUGCUGGGCAGUAACCACAGUCAGGAGUUUUUGAAGUUUGCUACAAUCGAGGCGAUCCAGAGGACAGAAAUCUUCGAGUACUGCCAGAUGCUGGGCCGCCCCAAAUCCUUCAUCCCUUCUUUCCAGGUGUAUAAGCUCCUUUAUGCUUCCCGGCUGGCAGAUUAUGGCCUGGCAUCCCAGGCUUUGCAUUACUGUGAAGCCAUUGGUGAGGCUGUCCUGAGCCAGGGAGGGGGCAGUCACCCUGUGCUAUUAGCGGAGCUCAUCAAGCUUGCAGAGAAACUGAAGCUGUCAGAUCCUCUGGUUUUAGAAAGACGCCAUGGGGACAGGGACCUGGAACCAGAUUGGCUAGUGCAACUGCGGAGGCAGCACAAGGCACUGGAGCAAAAUAAAACAGGAGACCCUGGAGAUCCCGAUGCUACCCACCCAGAUAUUCAUGGAACCAGAGGAACAACAGACAUCCCCUACCAGGAUCUUUCGGGAUAUCAAAGCUACUCAGGAGACCCGGGGUAUCGCUCAUCUCCAUGGCCAACACCUGAGCAGACAGGCCUGACCCAGCCUAUCCCACAGCAGCCUUUCCCUCUGCAGCGAGAUGCCUACCCAGAGAGAGAUGGUUCAAGGCACAUGGGGACCCCAGUGCCUCUUUACUCGGUUCCUGCAACCCACUUGCCAGCGACCAGUGGCGGUGGCGGCGGCGGCAGUGUGGCAAUAACAGGGGCUCCUGGAGGAAGAGUUGGGGAGGAAAUGCUGCGGAUGCAUCCUUCCCUUGGAGAGACCACAGCGCCUCAAGAACCCCUGCAAGUUCCUGAUGAUCUAGAAGUAGUUUCCAGUCCUCAGGCACCACUGGCUCCCGGGCCCCGAAGGUUUUCUGAAGAUUCCACCGUUUCAGCCAAGGAAGACGAGGGCGGGUCUUCGGAUGGGUCGGACGAACCAUCUCACCAAGAUGCUUCGCAGAGAGGAAAGCCAGGGGAUGGGAAAGAGAAUACAAAGAGCUCUGGAUUUGGCUGGUUCAGCUGGUUUCGAUCAAAGCCUGCCAACAGUGAGUCCCCCUCUGGAGAUGAAGACUCCUCGGACAGCUCAGACUCAGAGGAGUCUCCUGGCACAUCACCUCCUCACCAUACCGGCCUGGGCCUCUCACCAACACCUCCACUCACAUCUCCAUCUGUAUCGGAUGCCAGCUCCUCCUCCAGAGGCAUAGGUGGGAGCAAUCUGCUUGGAUCCUCAUACAGCAGCGGAACAGCUGAAGGCACUGGGGUUGGAGGCUUUUCUGGCCCACAGCCACAGGGUGUUUCUUCUGAGUUCUACUCCCAGCCAGGUGCUCUGCCUCCUCCACCCACUUUGCAAGGUGCUGUUCCUCUCUACAAUCCAUCUCAGGUCCCUCAGCUUUCCACAGCGACUAGCCUGAACCGGCCAAACCGCCUAGCCCAGCGCCGCUAUCCAACCCAGCCAUGCUGAGAGUGACCAUCUGUCCCAGGCUCAUGAGAGUGACCACCUACUCAUCCAGGGCUCAUGAGAAUGACCGUCUGUCCAAGUCUCAUGAGAGAGACCAUCUACCUAUCCCAGGCUCAGGACCACCUGCCCAUCCUGGGGGCAUGAAAAUGACCACCUGCCCAUCCUGGGUUCAUCUCCAGGAGCACAACUUUUCUCUUGCUUUCUUCUUCUCAGUACCCCACUCACCUCGUCGUAUUCAGGCACUUGCUGUGAACCACUGUGCAAGGGGUAGCUGGAGAUAAAGGGCAGGGUCUCCCUAGACACAGCUUAAUCUAGUCUUCAGCUUAGCCUUAGAGUGGUGGGAAUGAUCUCAUCAGAUGGAGGAGAAGGGGAUAGUGUCCUCAGUAGAGGGUCAUGGCAGCAGCACUUGAGGCAGAAGCUUGAGAAUCUCAGGAAGAUGAGGGCUCUGAGAAUCCCAUGGCAAGAACCUAAAGGACACCACUGGGCUGUGGAGCAGGGGCUUGGAGCAACAUCCCAGAAUAGCUUUGACUGAGACUUGCUUAAAGACCAGUUUAUGGCUCUUGUUAGCAAAGUUUUUACAUUGAAUUUGAUUAUUGCUGCCCUUCAGUGAUUCCUUCUUCAAUGACAUUUCAGCAAUUUUCCUCCUGGUCCUAGUUUUGAGCACAUUUUCUGUGUGGUUCAGACUAAUUAUAUUUCUCUCACUUUCUUAGCUGGUCCUAUUUUUUCACAUUCUGACAUCUGGCUAUCAAGUUAGAUUGCUGUAGGCAUCAUAUUGUCAUGGUAACUACUGAACCUAAUGAUGCAGAUGGAUGGAACAUCAGUAUAAUAAAUAAUGGAAAACGUUUCCUAAAAACGUCAUCCUUUCCAUAAGAGGGGAGAAAUGAGUGUCUCAUAUUGUUAAUACCUGCCUUCCUACCUCAGGCCUUUGCAAAUUGAUGUUCUGAGGGUCACUGGGGCCUAACGGAGGAGGGAGAAAUCUUGGAAAUUUCCAUUUUUUCCUUUCAAACCUCAAAUAGGAAUGAUUCUUGCUGUUUGUCAGAUUUGCUUAAAAUUGCUCUUCACAAAGAACAUUUUUUUUGUAUGUGUAAUUGUACAUAAAAGUUUUGUACUUUAAUGUACUAUGGUUCUGAUGUUGAUAGCGAUUAAAUCCAGAUAAUUUUAUAGCAAA